Molecule: messenger RNA, 1113 nt
Organism: Ficedula albicollis (Collared flycatcher)
Lineage: Eukaryota; Metazoa; Chordata; Aves; Passeriformes; Muscicapidae
Gene: TCF21
Product: transcription factor 21
Exons: 2
Coding region: 147-686 (179 amino acids)
Biological process (GO): developmental process; regulation of transcription by RNA polymerase II
Molecular function (GO): RNA polymerase II transcription regulatory region sequence-specific DNA binding; DNA-binding transcription factor activity, RNA polymerase II-specific; protein dimerization activity
Source: RefSeq, a predicted model, not a curated record
AUUGUGCCUUAGUCCUGGGCGGGGAGGGAAGGGGAGGAAAAUACUGGCGCCCCUUCUCUCCAACGCCGCCUUGAAAUAGAUUUGAGGAGCUGCCCUUCUUUCCCCCCUCCCCCCUUUCCUGCUGGUCGUUUGGCAUCUUCCAGACCAUGUCCACUGGGUCCCUCAGUGAUGUGGAAGAUCUGCAGGAGGUGGAGAUGCUGGAGUGCGAUGGCCUGAAAAUGGAUACUAACAAAGAGUUUGGGGCGUCCACCGAGAGCAACGAGGAGGGAUCCAAUGGCGAGAAUGGCUCCCCUCAGAAGGGGCGAGGGGCCUCGGGCAAGAGGAAAAAAGCUCCCCCCAAGAAGAGCCCUUUAAAUGGAGUGAGCCAGGAGGGAAAGCAGGUACAGAGAAAUGCUGCCAACGCCAGGGAGAGGGCGAGGAUGAGGGUCCUUAGCAAAGCCUUCUCCAGGCUUAAGACCACCCUACCCUGGGUGCCCCCAGACACCAAACUUUCCAAACUGGACACCUUGAGGUUGGCCUCCAGCUACAUUGCUCACCUGAGGCAGAUCCUGGCCAAUGACAAGUAUGAGAACGGCUACAUCCACCCAGUGAACUUGACUUGGCCUUUUAUGGUAGCCGGCAAACCCGAGAGUGACCUGAAAGAAGUGGUGAACACAAACCGCUUGUGCGGCCCGACGGCAUCCUGAGCCCCGCGGCCGGGCCAGCAGCGUCCGUCCCGGCGCGGCCGGGCAGGGACCCGCCGCGGCUCCGCCGCUGUCCCGGGCCCCGGGCACAGCCACGGGGAGAGCCGCUCUCCCGGCGCAGAGGAGACCAAAUGUGCCCUAGCAAAGACUCCGUCCACCCCGAGAGAUCCUGACUCUAUUUAACUUUAUUAAAUGCGUGUACAGUCGAGUGUCCUGCAACCACAGCCUUGCUGGUUCAAGAGCUACUAGAGAAAAGACAGAGAUCAAACAAAACCUACCCCGCGUAUAUCUUUUGUCUGAGACCUGUGAAAUAUGUAGAUGCCUAGAAAAACUGACUUUGACAGUCAUCUCUAUGAAGUAAUUCACCCUAAAGAUAUAUAGAUAUAUUUUCUUCAAGCAGAUUCUGCUCUAUUUCUGUGAAUAAACCUUC